UCUCACUGCCUCGCUCGCCCCCCUCCACUCUCCGCCGCCGCCGCGCCAACCUCCGAGCUCUGCUCCCCAGAAGACGAGGCGAGCCACGAGCUCAUCGCCGGCGGCGGAAACCCCUCGCUGUCUCGUCAACAGAGGCUAGGAGAGAGAGGUAGAGCUCCUCCGGCGAUGGAGUACGUGAACCCUCUCACCGGCUUCCGCGUCGACGGCCGGCGCCCCAACGAGAUGCGGCAGCUCAAGGGCGAGGUGGGCGUCGUCGCCAGGGCAGACGGAUCGGCGCUGUUCGAGAUGGGCAACACCAGGGUCAUUGCCGCUGUCUACGGCCCUCGAGAGGUCCAGAACAAAGGUCAGCAAGUCAACAGCAAAGAUGCUUUGGUGCGUUGUGAGUAUAGGAUGGCAGAUUUUAGUACUGGGGAUCGAAGGAGAAAGCCAAAGGGUGACAGGCGAUCAACAGAAAUUUCACUUGUUAUCCGGCAAACAAUGGAGGCAAGCAUUUUAACACAUUUAAUGCCACGUUCACAGAUUGAUAUAUUUGUCCAAGUUCUUCAAGCUGAUGGUGGUACAAGGGCUGCAUGCAUCAAUGCUGCUACAUUAGCACUUGCAGAUGCUGGGAUUCCCAUGCGAGACAUUGUUACAUCUUGCAGUGCUGGUUAUCUGUGUUCUACUCCUUUGCUUGAUCUGAAUUAUAUAGAAGACAGUGCUGGAGGUCCAGAUGUCACUGUUGGCUUUCUUACAAAGAUGGACAAAGUUACUCUUCUGCAGAUGGAUGCAAAAUUACCAAUGGAUACAUUUGAAACUGUAAUGGACCUUGCAAUUGAAGGCUGCAAAGCUAUCGCAAACUACAUCCGAGAGGUGCUAUUGGAGAACACAAGACGGCUGGAGUGCCAGCGUGGUUAGUUAACGCUAGUAGGUGAUGCCCUUCAAUUGAGCCACCUUUGACUGGUCUUGUGACAAGCAAAUUCCCUAGAGAUUCAAAGAUUAAUGGUGCGAUCCAAAUACAUAAUGAAAGAUGGUCAACAUAUCACUAGAAUUUAGAUUAUGCUGAUUAAGAACAAUUUCUCUGCCAGAUAUUUGCCAUCAGAUUCAAAAUUAUGUGGAGCUGGAAACUGCAAUCAUCAAUGCUCAACUAUGGAGUGAUUUGCUGAUCAUUUACUGUUAUACUUGUUAUCUCUGCUUGUGAUUUCAUAUCAGUGAUGAUUAGGUUCUCACGUGCUUUUGGUGUUAUCUUUA
Oryza sativa Japonica Group (Japanese rice) is the source of this 1227-nucleotide messenger RNA. RefSeq names its product exosome complex component RRP41 homolog. The record is from RefSeq and is a predicted model, not a curated record. Lineage: Eukaryota; Viridiplantae; Streptophyta; Magnoliopsida; Poales; Poaceae. Gene Ontology annotation, biological process: nuclear mRNA surveillance; rRNA catabolic process; U4 snRNA 3'-end processing. Gene Ontology annotation, cellular component: nuclear exosome (RNase complex); nucleolus; cytoplasmic exosome (RNase complex).